Messenger RNA from Zingiber officinale, 4667 nucleotides. RefSeq names its product pentatricopeptide repeat-containing protein At3g16010-like. NCBI's taxonomy places the organism in Eukaryota, Viridiplantae, Streptophyta, Magnoliopsida, Zingiberales, Zingiberaceae. The transcript has 4 exons. Gene Ontology annotation, molecular function: protein binding. Bases 389 to 2332 code for a protein of 647 amino acids. The record is from RefSeq and is a predicted model, not a curated record.
CCCUCAUCCAUCGCGUCACCACUGCAAACGCUACCGCCGCACGCCGCACGCCGCACGCCGACGCCGACGCCGACGCCGACGCCGCGACGGCCGCAUGCUGCCGUAGACAUAGCCGUUGCGUGUGCUGUCGUCUCUGUUGCUCCUUAGACUGAUACGCUUCUCUGCUCGCUGUCGUUGCCGCACAUCGGAGUCGCCGCCAUUACUGAUUUCCGCAGGAAAAUCCUUCAGUGGAGGGAACAGCAAGUAAAGCUUUUCAUCCGAGCGCGCCGCUGCGUUGCAUUGCUGCCGCCGCACGCCAUCUUUCACCGGAAUUUUUUCCAGCGGAGAGAGAGCAGCGAGCACGACUUGGACCCUUCAACCGAUUCAGUAAGUAAGAACAUCAGAGGCUAUGUUUCGCCAUUCUAUUCAGAUGCCAAUUCAACAUGUAAGAUGGGGCAUUAAUGUCAUAGCAAAACGUGCUAUCUCCUCAUCAUUUGUAUUUUGUCAGAGAUUAAAGCAAACAGAAAAUGAUAUUGUGCAGAUGUUCAAGCUUCCAAGCAUUCCAAACAAUGAACAUAGCUUGAUAGAAUACCAAAAUCAUCAACGGACAGGCCGUGCAUUAGAUCAAAGGUUCUUGAGAAUACUAAAGAUUUUUAGAUGGGGUUCAGAUGCAGAGAAGGCAUUGGAGGUUUUAAUGCUACGGGUAGAUCGUCGGUUGGUUCGAGAAGUUCUCAAUACUGAUGUUGAUAUUAGCACUAAGAUGCACUUUUUUCGAUGGGCUGGCAAAAGAAAGAACUUUGUGCAUGACACAACAACAUACAUGGCCUUGAUUCGCUGCUUGAACGAAGAGGGAUUAUUUGGUGAGGUGUGGAAGACUAUCCAAGAGAUGGUUAAAAGCCCUUGCUUAAUUACACCAGUGGAACUAUCAGAGAUCAUUCGCAUCCUAGGUAGAGCAAAGAUGGUGAACAAGGCAUGCUCAAUUUUUUAUCAGAUAAAAGCGCGCAAGUGCAAGCCCGAUUCUCAUGCCUAUAACACUAUGAUUAUCACAAUGAUGCAAGAAGGCCGUCAUGAGAAGGUGCAUGAGCUUUAUAAUGAGAUGAGCAAUGAGGGAAAUUGUUUUCCUGACACAGUGACUUACAGUGCGCUGAUUAUGGCAUUCUGCAAACUAGGUCGUGAAGAUUCAGCUGUUAGGUUACUUGAGGAGAUGAGAGAAAACAAAUUGCAUCCCAAUACCAAAAUCUAUACUACACUAAUAGAACUGUAUUUCAAAUUGGGUAAAGUUGAAAAGGCACUAAAUUUGUUCCAGGAUAUGAGGAAUCAAUGUUGCAUACCUAAUGUUUUCACAUACACUGAAUUGAUAAAGGGCCUUGGCAAAGCAGGAAGAACAGAAGAGGCCUAUGAUAUUUUUCUUCAAAUGCAAAGAGAAGGUUGUAGGCCUGACACAGUCCUAAUGAAUAAUCUUAUGAACAUUUUAGGCAAGGCUGGACGAUUGGAUGAAGUUAUUAAUAUUUUUGGGAAAAUGGAAAAUUUACAGUGUGUACCAAAUGUUGUUUCCUAUAAUACUGUCAUUAAGGCACUUUUUGAUUCUAAUGAUCAUGCAUCAGAAGUUCCUUUAUGGUUGGAGAAAAUGAAAGAAAAAGGAAUUGCUCCCAGUGCUUUUACUUAUUCAAUUCUUAUCUCUGGCUUUUGCAAAACAAAUAAACUGGAGAAAGCCUUGAUGCUUCUGGAGGAGAUGGAUGAGAAGGCCUUUCCUCCAUGCCCAGCAGCAUAUUGUAGCUUAAUUGAUGCUCUUGGAAAAGCAAAGCGUUAUGAUGCAGCCAGUGAAUUAUUUCAGGAGCUAAAAGAGAAUUGUGGCUCCUCCACUUCUAGGGUCUAUGCUGUCAUGAUCAAGCAUUUUGGAAAAUGUGGUCGUCUAAAUGAUGCACUAGGUCUUUUUGAGGAAAUGAAACAACUGGGUUGUGUACCUGAUGUCUAUGCCUAUAAUGCCAUCAUGUCUGGUAUGGCGAGGAUGGGAAUGGUAGAUGAAGCUCAAUCUAUGCUUCGAACAAUGCAAGAACAAGGUUGUGCUCCAGACAUAAAUUCUCUCAAUAUCAUUUUGAAUGGCGUGGCAAAAUCUGGUGGACCAUUGCGUGCCAUGGAAAUGCUCUCGAACAUGAAACAGUCUAAUAUCAAACCAGAUGCGGUGUCAUAUAAUACAGUUCUUGGUGCUCUAAGCCGUGCUGGUAUGUUUGAGGAAGCAGCUAAAUUGAUGAAAGAGAUGAGCUCACAGGGUUUUCUGUACGAUCUCAUUACAUACUCAUCUAUACUUGAGGCGAUUGGAAAAGUUGAUGACAUACCAACUAACUCAGUUUGAAAUAUAUUUAUCAUCGUUGCUUUGGAUUGUUAGGCUACAACAAGCUAAUUGAGUUGCAAUGCUUGUUCUGAGCAAAUGCAUUGAAUCCCUUAUGCCCCUCUUUUAGACUAAUGUAUAUUAAAAGAAAAAAAUUACAAAAGCCCAAAGGCUGCUCACAUGCCAACAGAACUCUUGUUUUUUUCUUUCCUGUUCCCUGCUUCUCUUUUGUUUCUUGUUCCUACAAUCUACUUUUUCUUCUGCUCCUCUUCUCUUUAUGCAUAGACCCUCCUUUCAAUCUCCUUCCCACCCUAAUUCUUCUCUUGUUUCUGAAUUUGUUGGUGUCAACUGAUAUGUUGCCCAAAAGAUUGUGCAUUGGCAAUCGAUCAGGUAGCCAACCUGACCUCCUCCACUGGAAUAAGGUUGGGUUAUUUCAUGGAGGGUUGAAGAUGCUUGCUGAGCCAAACAAAAUUGUAAUGCACGGAGUCAUUUUGACUUACCCAUACUCCCAUGCCAAAAGAACAAAAACCUACAAAAACUUGAUGCAGCACGGUUCAUGGUGUUUGUAAACUUUUGUCACAUUGCAUCGACUUAGUAUCAUGGGCAUUGGAAAAUAUAAUGUCAUCUGUCUAAUUGCAAGAAGAUGCCCUUCAAAUAGUUUAGCACACAAAUGAAAACACAAAUAUGGAGAUGAGGUUCUAUUGAGCUCUCAGUAGAGAAAAUUUUCCAAGCUCAGUUUGGUGUUACUGCUACAAGGCUUUUUGGACUUUGAUCUAUUGGAUCAUAUACAGGAAUGAGAGUGAUGGAGGAAGUAUUGGCAGUGACGGAGCAACAUGUUGAAGAGGAACAAAGGGCAUCCAGGAUAUGCAAACAAGCAAAAAUCCAAACUGAGAGUUCAAUAAGAAGAUGGAGGUGGGGAACUGCAAGUUUGAGGAAUUGAAAUUGACAUUGAAAAGAGGUACCAUGCAUGAAAGAACCAUUUCUUAAAGGUUCUAGAAGAGAAAUCAAAGACGCUAGAUAGAGAUGAGGCUUGGAGAUCAGAGUGCAGUAUAUUUGUUUUCCUUGUGUCCACUUCUCAACUAUUUAGUUGACGAGAUAUGGGUGUCAAUACAUAUUGUUUAUUAAAACAAUAUGAUCAAGAUUGUUGGUCAUAUGAUUACCCCAAACCGUAUCAGAAAGUGCAAAAUUUCCAACCCAUGCAAUAUCACUAUUUGGGCCUUGCAAGCAUGAAUGAGGAGAAAAAUGAAGUAAGUUGAUUUCUCUAUCAUCUGUUUUUUUAGUGGUUAUAUUUGGCAGUUCAUCCUAGGUUGGUAUCUCUUUAUCCCAAGUCAUUUGGUAGAUCUGUGACUGUUGCAUAAAUACUCACCAUUGCAUUUGUCUUUUUUUUUUUAUCUUUUCUCUCUUUCUACCUUUAAUGAGCUUUUUGUUUUCCAUUUUAAUCUCUUAGUUUGGUUGUUUCAGAAAGUACUAUCAGCAAAACCAUGAUUUAUCAUUUGUCACUUGGCCCAUUUUUUUUUUCCUUGUACUUGUUUCAUUUUGGCAUUUGACCAUCUUGUGCAAGUGUAGCCUUAUGACAAUGCAAAACUCGAAGAACACUCGGUAUUUUGUCAUGGAUCAAAUACACUGCAAUGUGUCUUCCAAACGGUGACUUGAUAAAAGGGCCUUAGUUGCACCUGAAAUGGAUGGCAAUAUUCCUCCAAUUACAAUGAACCUAUGUCUAUUAGACUGUAAACAGUUCUGAAAUUAGUUGGUUCAAGGGGCUGUGCCAUGCAUGUGGCUUAGCAAUUUGCUCCACCAUGAGAUAUGGUGGGAACAAGCGCAUUCAACAGACUGAAACGAGUGGAUUAUAGUUUUCAUUGAUCAACACACAUUCGAAGAUGAAAGAUUGCAUUAUUAGUGUUCGAAACCCCCUGGAUCCUGGUUGCAGUAUGCGGGGAAUUCCAACUUUGGUUGUUUGUUCCACCCGCACAUUUGGCAUCCGAAACCUUCAACUUUCUCACAGUCAAAGGGGAGCUGCUGCAUAGCCCCGACUCAACCCAGCCGCGAGCAAAACUGCUGAUGUUUAGUGUUGGUAGUUCAUGGUAAUGCUUCUGUAACCUCUUGCUGCUGCAUGUGUGCUCUUGAGAAAUCCCCGCUCAAGUGACGAAUAUAUGCAGUGUUCUGGGACGAAUAUUAGCCAACACAGUUUCCUACUAGUCUUUCAGAUCAAAGAAAAUGUGUUUUCAAACGGUUGAAUACAUUCACUUGAUUGUAGAGAUUGUUAUUGAUUUAGAUUCUCUUGAUUGUAAGGAUUGAGAUUGAUGUUGAUUGAAUUCCUUGAUUAUAAGGAUUGAGAUUUAUUUUUUCUUUUGCCUCAUUA